AUGCACCAAUCACAACCUCAGGCUUCAACACCAGACAAUGGCAAGGCGUCACCAGAAGCGCCCCCUAACGAAGUGUUACCGGACGACAGAGUUGAGUCUGAGUCCAACGAGCUCCUGCCAGCUGAGAAGGGCGCAGUUUGGAGCGAGUGGACGGACUGGACGGAGUGCUCACUCACAUGCGGGAAGGGGCAGAAGGCGAGGUUCCGUGAGUGCAGGCUGGAUGGACGGGUGAGCAGGAGCGCGUGUGAAGGAGAGAGUCGGGAAGUCGACACCUGCAUGGACACUCCUUGUGCAAUUGAUGGACAGUGGGCCAGCUGGUCCAAGUGGUCGGUCUGCAGCGUGACAUGUGGCCAGGGCACGAAGAUCCGCGUGCGGGAGUGUAGCGACCCGGAGCCGCAGUUCGGCGGGAGGCAGUGUCCCGGUCGGAGGGGCGAGAUAGCCUACUGUAACGCCACGGAAUGUCCAAUCCACGGCGGUUACGGCCAGUGGUCGGAGUGGACGGAGUGCCACCCCUCCUGCGGGCGAGGCAUGCGGAACCGGACCCGGAAGUGCGACAACCCGCGGCCGCAGUUCGGCGGGGACCGCUGCAAUGGACUGUCCACCAUCCGGGCGAUAUGCGACGACAGCCCGCCCUGUCCUAUUGACGGUGGUUGGUCGGAGUGGACCACGUGGUCGCGCUGUGCGGCCAGCUGCGGCGUGGGGCAGCAGAUCCGGUUCCGCACCUGCAGGCGCCCCCCUCCCCAACAUGGCGGCAAGGACUGCGAAGGCUCCAGGAAGGACGCCAGGAAAUGCUGGCUGCCAAAGUGCCCGGAUCCAGUAAACGGGAACUGGAGCGCGUGGUCCACGUGGACCGAGUGUUCGGUGUCGUGUGGCCUCGGGUUGGUGCAGCGGACCAGGCAGUGCGACAACCCCCCUCCCCAACAUGGCGGCAUCUGCGUCGGCAACAGCACCGAGUUCUUAGGCUGUGACUCUGGAGUACACUGUGAUGCAGUAAACGGGCAGUGGUCUACCUGGGGCCCCUGGGUACCGUGCGGAGGAGAGUGCGCGGGGAAGACCCUGGAGAGGAUCCGAACCUGCUCCGACCCCGCUCCGCAGCACGGCGGGAAGAAAUGUGUCGGCAUCGGGAAAGAAGUGAGGACAACCCCGCGGUCCUGUCGUCAGAAGCAGGAGUUCGCAAGGGCCGACGGGAAGCCCACCCCUCCCAACGGUGUGCACGACAUCCUGGUGGGGAGGGAGACCGUCCCCGUCUUCUGUGACUUCCGGAGGCACGGAGGAGGAUGGACACUCCUCAUCAACAGCAUGACGACGCGAGGCUGGGAGGGUCACGUGACCCUGAGGAAUCCUGACAGUCCCAACCUGUCCAAAGACUACUCCAUCCUGAAGUACGCCGACACCAUCCGGGAUACAGGGACAGAGGGCUACUUUGAGUACCGCAUAGAAGCCGACGACAUCGGCAAAGGCAUCCUGCGCGUGAGCGAGAAGUGGGGCGGCAUCUGGCGGGCACCCAAUAACUACACCUUCACGGCGCGCAACUCAAGCCAGCAGGGCAUCGAGCUGGUGGAGCGCUUCCCGCCAAGACGGGACAACGACAACAUCGACAUGCGCAUGCCCUGGAUCCCCCCUCCCACCGACACGUCACCAGCCCUGCUGACGUCAUCAGAGCGGCGGUACGAGUAUGACUGGUGGGGGACGAUCAUUUCUAAGCAUCGCACAGGGUCGUACUACACCAACCCUAUCCACCCCUACCGACCCAACCCCGUCAGAAUUCUAUACUGGAUGAGAGAGGGUAGAGCUCCUAUAUACACCAAAUCGUAAGAUAUGCGUAACCAUCUAUGUUAAAGUUAUGAAAUAUUUCGAAAACAAAGCUAUAACUUAUACCAGAUUAUCAAACUAUUUACAACUUCGUUUUACGUAAUUUACGCCCACCUAAGUUUCAAAAGAUUUUUUUCUCUCCUUUUUUCUAUUUCUGACAUAAACGUAUUAGUAGAUCAAAGUUGCCAGGGUGUCUAUAUGGACUUGGACUAUAUCACCUAUGAAAGAAAUACGACUGUUUUCUUUACGUUUGUAUGUGGAUUUAAUACUGAGACUUAGCUAGGAGUUAAUCUAAGUGUUAGUUAGGUACUCCCUACCAGGGUAGCGAUAUACAUGUAACGGCGUCAUUUGAUGUAUUACUCGCAAUUCGUUCUCGUUACGAGCAGGUCUGACUAGAGCAAUGCGAUGAACUAUGGUUAUAUCAUUAUCUUUGUUUUCUGUAAGAAGGUGUAAAACAUUGCAAACGUGUGUAAGAAAACAAUACCAAUCGAGAAAACUCAGUGUGGAUUUAUACUCAUCUUGUUAAGGACAGAGAAGUAACUGUGCGGAAGGAUGUAUUCAGGUAUGUCUUCGAUGUAUUCAAAUAGGGCUGGUAAAUAUGUUACUAUGGACUGUGUCGUGAUAACAUUUGCUGUUCAGGAGUUAUAAUUUUAGCAAUGUGCAAGAGGCAGUCAGUGUUGGCGACUAUUGCAAAAGAGGAGGCCGCGUGGUAUGGUUAUUUGCUAUGUAAAUAUUUGAUUCCGCAUAUACGAUGUACUUGUGUAAUGUGUGUCUAUUAUUCAGCGUACCUAGGGACGAAAGGCAUAUCAAAACAAUAUUAGCGAAAACGUUCGCAUUAGCAAUAUGAUUAUAUACAAAACAGCGUCUGCUUGUUUUGUGUUCAUUCUAAUUUUAGAAUAAUUAAAGAUAUUAACUUAUAGCAAAGUUAUAGUCUUUUCCUAAACAUUGGACGAAGAUUUCUAAUUUUAGAAUGCUGCCUUAGGCUGUAUGAUAAGUGCUUAUUUCUCAACACGAUCAUUUAAGAGUUUACCUAAAAUAAUACACUUCAUGUUACCUGUAUUCCACAUAUUAUUCUGUUCGUGUAAAGCUCUACGUGUAAUGCUAUUUGUACACUGAGAAAUAAAAUGUUUUAUGUUUCUCCUUCCCUAUUAAAACAGCCUGAUUCCUAUACAACAAA
Branchiostoma floridae (Florida lancelet) is the source of this 2989-nucleotide messenger RNA. Its product is annotated as coadhesin-like. The coding region runs from base 1 to 1815 and encodes 604 amino acids. The transcript has 12 exons. The record is from RefSeq and is a predicted model, not a curated record. NCBI's taxonomy places the organism in Eukaryota, Metazoa, Chordata, Leptocardii, Amphioxiformes, Branchiostomatidae.